Messenger RNA from Humulus lupulus (European hop), 3231 nucleotides. RefSeq names its product disease resistance protein RUN1-like. Gene Ontology annotation, biological process: defense response. The transcript has 4 exons. The coding region runs from base 1 to 3216 and encodes 1071 amino acids. Lineage: Eukaryota; Viridiplantae; Streptophyta; Magnoliopsida; Rosales; Cannabaceae. Gene Ontology annotation, molecular function: ADP binding. The record is from RefSeq and is a predicted model, not a curated record.
AUGGGCAAGACAACUCUAGCACAUGUCUUAUUUACUCGAAUUUACAAUAAGUUUGAAGGUCAUUGCUUUCUUGAAAAUAUUAGGGAAGAAUGGCAAAACCCUAAUAGGCUCAAUUUGAAGAAAAAACUUUAUGCUGAGUUAUUGAAGGAAGACAAUAAUCAAGAUAUGGUAGUUGACCUGUUUGUGAAGGAUAGACUUUGUCGUAAAAAGGUACUUGUUGUUCUUGACGAUCUAGAUGAUGUAGAGCAAUUUGAGUACUUAGUUGGAGAUCGUGAUUGGUUAAGCCAUGGAAGUAGAGUAAUUGUCACAACUAGAGAUAAGCAAUUGCUUAAGAAUAUUGGGAUUGAUUGGAUCUACAUGGCAGAGCAACUAGAUGAUGAUGAGGCUCUUCAACUCUUUAGUUUGAAUGCAUUCAAAAGAGAUUCUCCACCAGAGAAAUAUAUGGAGUUGUCAAAAAAAGUAACGAAUUAUGCUGCAGGCAUGCCUUUGGCUCUUAAAGUUUUAGGUUCCCAUUUGUAUUCGAAGAGCGAAGAAGAGUGGAAUAGUGCAUUGAAAAAGCUUAAAAAGUUUCCCAACAAAAAGAUUCAAAAUAUACUGAAGAUAAGCUAUGAUGGUUUGGACGAUAAACAACAAGAUACAUUUCUUGAUGUUGCAUGCUUUUUCAAAGGCAUGGAGAAGGAUUUUGUGGGAAGAAUUUUGGAUGAUGAUGGUAUGUUUGCGGAUGUGAUCAGAGAUCUCAUUGACAGAUGUCUCAUAGUUGUUACAUCUUUUGAGAGACUAUGGAUGCAUGAUUUGAUACAAGAAAUGGGAAGGGAAAUUGUUCGUAAAGAAUGCGUUAAAGAUCCUGGAAUGUGUAGCAGACUAUGGAUUACUGAAGAUAUAUGUCAUAUGUUAAGGAAGAACAAAGGGAGCGAAAAAAUUGAAGGAAUAUUCCUCAACAUGUCUGAGAUUAGAGAGAGUCAUAUCAAAUUGGAGCCUAACGUCUUUAAAGAAAUGUCCAAGCUAAGGCUACUUCAAAUAUGUGGAAUAUCAAGAGAAAUGGAGCAAUGCAAACUUCAACUUCCUCAAGGUCUUGACACACUUCCGGAUUCUCUUAGAUAUCUUCAUUGGCUUCACUAUCCUUUAAAUUCUUUGCCGUCAACUUUUGUGCCACAAUAUCUCGUUGAACUCGACAUGCCAUCAAGCAAGUUGGAACAACUUCCUAACGAAUUUGAGCUUCUUGAAAACUUAAAAGUUGUCAAUCUUAGUUCUUCAAAGAAUCUAAUCCAAAUCCCAGAUAUCUCUCGAGCUAAUAAUUUGAAGAGUCUAUGCUUGAAAGAUUGUGAGAGUUUGGUUGAAGUUCCUUCACUCAGAUUUGAACAAGCUCUUGAUCACAAGUGUUUUACAAAAGAAAAUUUUGUAGGACAAAUACUAUACACCGGCUAUGGUAUUGAAGACAAUUAUGUGAGGCCGGGAGAAAAUGAUCAUAAACCAUCUUGGUGGGAAUCCUAUGAAGCCAUUGACUACUUUCUUAAUCUCAGUGGUUGCUCUAAUCUUAAAGUUCUUUCUGAGAUGUCGGGGAGUAUUAAAUACAUUUGUCUGCGUUCCACAGCCAUAGAAGACCUACACUCUUCAAUUUGGUCUCUUGUUAAUCUUUCUCUUCUGGACCUUAGCAAUUGUAAAUGCCUUAAGAAUCUUCCAAGUGGAAUUGGUCAGUUAGAGUCCCUAAAUCAUCUCUAUUUAGAUGGUUGCUCAUCUUUCAAAAGCUUUCCAGAGCAUCUUCCGAAGAACAUUAGAACAUUAGACUUUAGUGGAACAAAGAUAAAACAAGUGCCUUCAUCAGCCUUUGAAAAUCUAACUAGUCUUGAGGAUCUAUGUCUAAAGAACUGCAUAGAGCUUGAAACCCUCCCAACGAGCAUUUGUAAGUUGAGCUCUCUUGUGAGUCUCAACCUAUGUGAUUGCUCAAAGUUUAAAAGCUUCCCGGAAAUCUUAGAGCCAAUGGCAAGUUUGAAAAAACUUUAUCUAGAUGGAACAGGAAUCACAAAGUUACACUUGUCAAUCGAAAAUAUUACUGGGCUUCAAUGGCUGAUUUUAAGGGAGUGCAAGAAUCUAGAGUUUAUUCCAAACAACAUCUACAAUAUGAGCCAUCUUAAAGUGUUAUGCCUUUCUAGAUGCUCAAAACUUGUUGCUUUGCCUGCUGUGACGAACGAUUUCCAAUUUAAGAUUGAAGUGGAUCUUAGCUAUAACAACAUAGCUAAUGUCCCUAGUUGGAACCUUGGUUUAUCUUCCUUACCACUGAUGGAAUACGAACCAUGUGGAUCAAUGAUUGAUAGAAGACCAGUGAGUAUUGAACGACUUUCUAAUAUGAUUUUAUAUUUGUUAGAAACUUGUGACAAUAACCAAACUUUCACAUCACCUGAUUUUGAUGUCACGUCAUGUCGAUGCUUCAUCUCAUCUCGUAGAAAAAGCCCAUACCAGUAUUGUGGUUGCUCAAGAUGGAAUGUUGUCAAAUAUAAAAAUCUGGUGAUACAUUUUUGGGUUUCUCUUUUCAAACAAGCAGCUUAUUUUGGCCUAAAACCAAAGAAAAACUUUUUCCCCAGAAUGAAUUUAUGUUGUCCAGGAAAUGAACUUCCGGAAAUUUUUUUGGAUCAGUCUGAAGGAUCUUCAAUUGAUGUUAAUCUUUCUCCAAUUUCCUAUAAUUCCAACUUCAUAGGUUUUGUCUUUUGCGUUGUCAUUGAAUUUCAGCACUACUGUUUUGAUAUAAACCUUCUGAAUUUUCAAUGUGAAUACCAUUUCAAAACCAAAAAUGGGGAAAGCAACAAACGUAAUUGGAGUCUUCAUCUACCAGAGAACACUAGCAGAUUUUCAAAAAUAGGAAUUCUCAAUUCAGAUCACAUGUUUAUGGGGUUUAUUAACGAGGAGUACGAUGAGAAUUUUGGUGCAAAUCCGAUAUUUCAGGUGUCGUUUAAGUUUCACCUUGAACAACAUGAUUGGGAAGAACUUGUUAACAUUGGCAAGUGCAAAGUGAAAAAGUGUGGAAUUCAAGUGUUAGAUUUUGAAGAUUUAAUUGAUGUGUUAAAUCUUAAAGAUGCAAAGGCAACUACAUGUGGAAGUGAAAGUGAGACCAUGGACUUUCCUCAUCUCCCACCAAAUCCCAGUUAUCCUGAUAGAAAGAACUCCCAAAUCCAUCCCGACCAGGAGCCUUCCUCCCUGGUAUGGCAAACAUGGCAACUUUAACCUCUUGAAUGGAGA